AUGCCAUCCGAGAGCGCCGCCGCCGCCGCCGCCGCCGCCAUGAACAGCGUUGGGGAGGCUUGCACCGACAUGAAGCGCGAGUACGACCAGUGCUUCAAUCGCUGGUUUGCCGAGAAGUUCCUCAAGGGGGACGGCUCCGGGGACCCGUGCACUGACCUCUUCAAGCGCUACCAGCAGUGUGUUCAGAAAGCAAUAAAGGAGAAGGAGAUUCCCAUUGAAGGACUGGAGUUCAUGGGCCAUGGCAAAGAAAAGCCUGAAAGCUCUUCUUGACCUUGACAGUCACCUUGAAAAUGGACUCCUCGAAUCAGGAAAUUGAGAACUCUGGAUUGUGUCAAUUAAAGCUGUGAAGCGAUCCAUUUGAUGAGUUUAGGAGGGAGCAGUUUCCUCAUUGAUAUUUUUCACUGUUAAUGAACUGUCACUCUUUGCUUUGAGAUUUCUGGCUUUGGCAUCUCUGCAGAAACUCAACGUGCUAAAUAAUGUGAUCAUUUAGGAUUGUGGUUGCAAUACUUGGCCUGUGAUGAGUUUUUAAAAUACCUGAUAAGCUUGUCAGGAUGAGCAAGUUUCCCGACCUCUUGAGUUAUGCUGCAAAGGACAUGUACACUGUACUGGAGUUAUUGUCCAUGGAAGCAACUGCUUAGGAUCUCUUUUCUCUCAGGGAGCUUAUGCUCUGGAAAAGGUUCCCAGCACAUUUUCAAUAAUGCUUGGGAGCAGAGUUUUACUUUUAUAUAGUAACUUAACUGUUAAGAUUGCUGGUGGACUGGGUUAACCUAGAGGAAGACAGCUUUUAACAGUUCCCUGCCUUAACAAAUAGUGUCAGAUCUCACUAAGAUGUGAAAGCUUCAAGAAUUCUGCAGUGAGCACCAUACUUUCAUAGCUCAUACUGUAGUUCAGAAAUUAAGAUCCUUGGAGUAGCUAUGGAGGAUUAUCUUAUAUUGCAAAGACUUGCUGUUGCCAGCUUUCACCCUAAGUUGAUGAGUUAAGUUAACUUGUAUGUCAUAAAAAUGCCAAAAUGCUGCAUCUGGUUAAAUGGGGGAGAGAAAAGUUUGCUUUAUUUUCCUUGUCUGCUCCCCCUGCCCUGUAAUGUCUGUAAUUAUGAAGCUGGAAUAAAUUUCUAUUAUUUGCCCCUGGAACUCAGUGCACUUUAUGGAAGUUAUCACCCUGUAAUUCCACAUAUCCCAUGUAGACACCGGGGAGAGUUUUACAUGUUUUUAUGAUUUAAAAAUGAAGGUUUACCUAAGCUAGGUAGUAUGGUACAGCAGUUGGAAACCUCAUUGAUUUCUAAAAUUUCCACAAUAAGCUACACAAAUACCUUCUUUAGAAGUUUACAUACUGGCACACACACAAAAAGUCAGAAUGAGGUGAGCACCUACGUACUUUUAGAAUGUCAUGUAGUCUCUACAACUGCAAAUCUUGAAUGAUUUGGUUCUGUUUUUUAUGUGCCUAUAUAGUAUGAAACUUGACUUACAGAAGGCCUCGAUUCUAUUAUCUCCUCUUCACUUCAUCAAUUAAGAAUUUCAUAUUUAACGUGACCAGCCCUUAAUGUCAUUAUAAUACAUUUUACAUUGAUUAUUUUGACAGGUUAAGGUCCAUUAUACUAAAGAUAUUUGGAAUGCAGCUGAGGGAGAAACCUGGAGUUAAGUAUAUCUGUCCUGAAAUAAGACUGGCCACAAGCCAGUCAAAACCUUAUAUAUAGCCUCUCGAAUCUUACCACAAAAAUGUCUGGUUGAGCCUUGAGAAUAAAACAAAUAUUACUGUAAUUGCUAAUGAAGGAAUAAUUUUUUCUGAUUGUUAUAUCCAACUAUCAGCUACUUCAAAGGUUUUAAACUGUGAAGAGGAAAAUCUUAAUUGCUCUUUAACAGUGAGUUUGUAACUAUUACUAUUGUUUCUCCUAAAUCUUAUGGCUACAGGAAGGUUUUAAUUCCAGAAACCAAUAAAGCCUGUACUACAUGCAGAAA
Messenger RNA from Camelus dromedarius (Arabian camel), 1955 nucleotides. RefSeq names its product TP53 regulated inhibitor of apoptosis 1 (gene TRIAP1). Bases 1 to 270 code for a protein of 89 amino acids. Lineage: Eukaryota; Metazoa; Chordata; Mammalia; Artiodactyla; Camelidae. The transcript has 2 exons. Gene Ontology annotation, biological process: phospholipid translocation. Gene Ontology annotation, molecular function: phosphatidic acid transfer activity. Gene Ontology annotation, cellular component: cytosol; mitochondrial intermembrane space; nucleus. The record is from RefSeq and is a predicted model, not a curated record.